Messenger RNA from Capsicum annuum, 4431 nucleotides. Its product is annotated as kinesin-like protein KIN-12E. Gene Ontology annotation, biological process: microtubule-based movement. The transcript has 22 exons. Lineage: Eukaryota; Viridiplantae; Streptophyta; Magnoliopsida; Solanales; Solanaceae. The record is from RefSeq and is a predicted model, not a curated record. The coding region runs from base 186 to 4277 and encodes 1363 amino acids. Gene Ontology annotation, molecular function: microtubule binding; ATP binding; microtubule motor activity.
CCUUACAAAUUUGGCUCCAUAUAACCAUUCAAAAAUUUUCAAAUUCCUCUCAAACGGUCUCCAUUUCAAAAUCCCCCCCGUACGCCCUUACACCCCCACCCCCCAAGGAGCUAAAAUUCAAAUCUCCAUUUUUCCGCACCCAAAUCUCCCAAAUUCAGUAAAUCAAAAACCCUAAUUCUCCAAAAAUGCCGUUAUUUUCCGAACCGCCAAGCGUAAUCAAGUCGACAUUCGGGUCAUUGGAUCAAUCUACAGUAGCAGCAACUCCGAUGGAUACUACGGCGGUGAUGACGAUGUCGUCAGUGAAGAGUACACCGAAUCUUAGAUUGUUCAAAUCAGCUGCUAAGGAUAACAGAAUAGAGUUUUCAGAGAAUAAAGAUGUGGUGGAAAGUAUUCGAAGUUUCGAGUUUAACGAAGAUCCUUCCUUCUGGAAGGAUCACAAUGUUCAGGUUAUAAUAAGAAUACGCCCCUUAAGUAGCUCUGAGAUAUCUUUGCAAGGGCAUGGUAAAUGUGUAAGACAAGAAAGCUCUCAGACAAUCACUUGGACAGGGCAUCCAGAAUCACGUUUUACAUUUGAUAUGGUUGCUGAUGAGAAUGUUACUCAGGAGAUGCUCUUUAAAGCUGCUGGAGUACCCAUGGUGGAAAAUUGUAUGGGAGGCUACAAUAGCUGUGUGUUUGCCUAUGGCCAAACUGGAAGUGGUAAAACACACACCAUGCUUGGAGAUAUUGAAGGAGGCACCCGGAGACAUAGUGUAAAUUGUGGGAUGACACCUAGGGUGUUUGAGUACUUGUUUUCCAGAAUUCAAAAGGAAAGAGAGGCACGCAGGGAGGAAAAUAUAAAGUUCACUUGUAGAUGCUCUUUCUUAGAAAUAUAUAAUGAACAGAUUCUCGACCUUUUGAAUCCAUCUUCUGUGAACUUGCAGAUAAGGGAAGAUAUUAAGAAGGGGAUUCAUGUAGAAGAUCUCACUGAAAUAGAAGUUACUAGUGCUCGAGAUGUGAUGCAGCAACUUCUUCAGGGUGCUGCAAACAGAAAAGUAGCUGCCACCAACAUGAAUCGUGCUAGUAGCCGUUCACACAGUGUAUUUACAUGUGUGAUAGAGAGCAAAUGGGAAUCUCAAGGAGUAACUCACCACAGAUUUGCUCGUUUUAACCUUGUUGAUUUAGCAGGUUCUGAAAGGCAGAAAAGCUCUGGAGCUGAAGGGGAACGUCUCAAGGAAGCUACUAACAUCAACAAAUCUCUUUCAACAUUGGGAUUAGUGAUCAUGAACCUGGUUAGCAUAUCUAAUGGGAAAUCACACCAUGUUCCCUACCGAGAUUCAAAGCUCACAUUUCUACUCCAGGAUUCAUUGGGCGGGAACGCAAAAACAUGUAUUAUUGCAAAUAUUAGUCCUUCCAGCUGCUGUUCAUUGGAGACACUAAGCACUUUGAAGUUUGCUCAACGUGCCAAAUACAUCAAAAAUCAUGCUUUUGUAAAUGAAGAUGCUUCUGGAGACGUUCUUGCAAUGAGGAUACAGAUCCAAAAUCUGAAGAAAGAAGUAGCUCGUCUUCGGAGUAUGGCUGAUGGAGGAGCUGAAAACCAUGAAAAUGAUGGUUGGACAGUUGCUUUUCCAGGAUCACCUACAUCUGUUAAAUGGGAAGGGCUUCAUGGAUUAUCUAGUCCACUUACAGCAGAUAAACGGAUGUCAAAGAAGAAAGACUAUGAAGUUGCCCUUGUUGGGGCUUUUAGGAGGGAAAAUGAUAAAGACAUCGCACUACAUGCAUUAACUGCUGAAAUUCAGGCAGCAAUGCAGCUGACCAAACAAAGAGAAGAUGAAAUACAAGGUUUAAAGAUGAGAUUAAGGUUUAGAGAAGCUGCAGUAAAAAGGCUCGAAUCAGUCGCUUCAGGAAAGAUAUCUGCCGAGAUUCACUUGCUAAAGGAGAAAGAGGAGCAUUUGAAGGAAAUAGAGGUCCUACGGAAUCAAGUUGAUCGUAACCAAGAAGUUACAAGAUUUGCUAUGGAGAAUCUACGGCUAAAAGAAGAAAUCAGAAGAUUGAAGUCAUUUUAUGAGGAAGGUGAGCGAGAAAGAAUGAAUGAACAGAUCGUGAUUCUACAGAAUAAGCUUCUAGAAGCACUUGAUUGGAAACUUAUGCAUGAAUCAGAUCCUGCACCAGUUCAGAAGGAGACUACUGAGCUUGGUAUGCAUAUUGAGAAUGACCUGAAUCUACUAACGUCAUCUCAGCAGGCUUCACCUUGGCGUACAUCAAUCAAUGAGGAGAAUGAGUUCCUCCGGGUCCAGGCAAUUCAAAACCAAGCAGAGCUAGAUGCACUCCAUAGAAAAAUUGUCUUUUGUGUUGAUGAGAAAGAAAAAUUGGAAAGACAAUUAAGUGACUUGGAAAAAGAGCUUGAAUUUGAGAGAUCAUCUAAAGCAGUUCUGAUGGAAGAAUCAAAGAAGGGUCAAAUUGAGCUGUCUUCUGUUGCAAAUGAUCAGAUGCCUGAUCAGACGGAGCUAACAACUAUUGUUGAUGCUAUAGCAGCAGCCAGCCAAAGAGAAGCAGAAGCUCAUGAAACUGCAAUUUCCUUGUCUAAGGAAAAUGAUGAAUUGAGAAUGAAGCUCAAAGUCCUAAUUGAGGACAAUAACAAACUGAUAGAGCUGUACGAGCAAGCAGUAGCAGAAAAGAACAAUGAGACUGAUAGAGGUCAGAACUGCCAACAAGAAAAGAUUGAAGAUGACAGCCAACAGCUUUAUGAACACUCUUUACAGAAUCAUGAUUUAGAUGACAUUGUUUCGUCAGGAGAGGCAGUAACUUUGCAGGAAGCUGGCUUAACCGAGGUAGAUGUAGAUGGCAAGUACAGUGAGUGUUCUUCUCUUCCAGAGAAAAGCAAUAUUGCUGCUGACUCGGAACUACCUAACUGCAAGACUACAGACAUUCUAGAGAAUGAACCAUCAGAAUCAGAUGAAAAGCAUACCUCUGAAAAAACUACAGAUAUUCUAGAGAAUGAACCAUCAGAAUCAGAUGAAAGGAAUACUUCUGAAAUAUUGGACAACAGCGAUUACAUGAUGGUGGAAACAAUUCAUCCUGAGUCAACUGCAAAAGCCGUACUAAAUGAAUUUCCUGAGGAUCCUUGUGCCUCCUCUCUGAAGCAGGAUGUUGAAAUGGAAGAUAAGUCAUCAGAUGUUUUGCAUAAUCCUGUAUCAGAAGACCUAAGUGUAUUGAGAAUGAAGCUUGACAGAGCGCAGAAAAAGCUUCUAAAAUCUGCCAACAUCAUAAGCAUGUUUGGUUCAUUAGAGAGGGCAAUUGUUGAGGUUGAUGAGCUUGCAGAAGAAAUUGAAGGACUAGAAAAGAGCCUUGAAGUGAAAAAACAAGGAUACACAUCCUUCAAGCUUCAGUCGUCACAAAUGCUUGAAAAGAAGGUUUUACUUGAUAAUAAGCUAUCAGCACUAAGAUACUCUCUAUCAAGCUUUUCUUCAUCAGUUUGUUACUUCGAACAACGGGAAGUACAAGCAAGAGCAAGAUUGGAUGCUUCAUCUACUUGUCUCGAGCAAAAGAAAGCAAAAUUGGCUCAUCUUCAAGCAUCAAAGGUUCAACUCCUGGAUGCUCAGAUGCUGGCUAAACAAUCUCAAUCUGAAUUAAGAAACAUCCUAGCAGAAUUGAAAUCAAGAUUGGAAGAGGAGAACGGAAAACUGGAAAGCGACAGAGUUCUCUUUGCCAUAGAUAACAUUGAGAAACCCGAUAUCCAAUUGCCAGAAAGGAGUUGGCAGUUGAGUGGCAAAGCUACUGAAUUACUUAAGUUCGAGGAAGAAAAAACAAAGAUGCAGAAUCAAAUAAAGCAGACUAGGGAAAAUUUGGGGAUAAAGAGGAAGGAAAUUGAAGACAUGAACGAAAAAAUGCUGAAAACGGAGAGUGACAUUGAGGCUACUGAAAAGGAGAUAGAGACUCUUUUGCAGUCUGUAGAGGAGAUGAGCAACAGGCUUCGAAGGGUCAUCAGGGAGAAGGAUAUGGUCUAUGAAAUGAAAGAGAACGGGAAGCAAGAGUUUGAGAACAUGAUUCUUGAGUACCACGAGAGUAUGUUUGAAGCAUCGUUGAAGGAGGAAGAGUUGAAGAUUCUGGACGAAGAAUUGCAGUCUGAAAUGAGUAAAAGAGAAGAUUUGCAAAGAGCAAAGGCUCUUGCUACAAGCAGAAAAGGUCAGUUUCUGAAUGCAUUGUCGUGCCAAUCGUGCUCUUUCUCCAACAAGGUAGAGGAGGAUCUACACGACAUACGAAGGUCAGUGCUAGAGCUGAACUCGUUGCUUGGAAAUUAAUAGCUUGUGCUGAAAGUUAAUUUGCCUGUUUAACUGUCGAACUAUAAAGCAUCUUCUCUCAGUUGCAUUGCUGCCUUAAUGUAUUGUCAAUACAUAAAAUUCUGCUUAAGCAAACGGUGUGAUGUAUUUCGAACCAUAUUAUGAUUGUGAAUAA